AUGGAAGAAAAUGAUGCGAGUAACCACCGCGUAGCCAACCAGGAGUCGAGCGACGAGUCGAACCGGGCGAUCAUCCUGCCCCUUCUGCAGGCACCGGGUAACCAGCUCCCCCACCGCAUCACCAACUUUUUCAUCGACAAUAUCCUCCGGCCGGACUUCGGUAAGAGGAAAGACGGGUACCGGGAACCCGGUCAUAUCCCCGGUAGGGAGAACGUCAGUCCGUCCGGGCAGAGCGGGGGCAGUCCUCCCGGGCCAGGAGGUGGUGGUAGUGCUGACAGUGGGGUCGGUGAAGGGUCUCCGAGCAGCCCUUCUGGUCCGGAUAAGAAACGCGAUGUGGCGGCUGAAGGAGCGCUGAGGAACGGAGAGUGCGCCGAGCAGUCCCAGAGUUCAGAUUCGGACAGUUCCCAGAGCAGCAGCAACGCGGUCUCGCAGCCCAUGUUGUGGCCUGCAUGGGUUUACUGCACUAGGUACUCCGACAGGCCUUCUUCAGGUCCCAGGUCCCGAAAACCAAAGAAGAAGAAUCUCAAUAAAGAGGACAAGCGACCGAGAACAGCGUUCACUGCCGAGCAGUUACAGAGACUGAAAGCCGAGUUUCAGACUAACCGCUACCUAACCGAGCAGCGCCGGCAGAGCCUGGCUCACGAACUCAGUCUCAACGAAUCCCAAAUUAAAAUCUGGUUUCAGAACAAGCGAGCCAAAAUCAAGAAAGCUAGCGGAUCAAAGAACACAUUGGCACUCCAUUUAAUGGCGCAAGGCCUAUACAACCACUCCAGCACGGGGAAAGAGCACAAGGAAGAGAGUGAAUAG
This is a messenger RNA of Rhincodon typus (whale shark), 807 nucleotides long. RefSeq names its product engrailed homeobox 2a (gene en2a). The transcript has 2 exons. Gene Ontology annotation, biological process: regulation of transcription by RNA polymerase II; neuron differentiation; multicellular organism development. Lineage: Eukaryota; Metazoa; Chordata; Chondrichthyes; Orectolobiformes; Rhincodontidae. Gene Ontology annotation, cellular component: nucleus. Bases 1 to 807 code for a protein of 268 amino acids. Gene Ontology annotation, molecular function: RNA polymerase II cis-regulatory region sequence-specific DNA binding; DNA-binding transcription factor activity, RNA polymerase II-specific. The record is from RefSeq and is a predicted model, not a curated record.